AUGGAUUGCUGUCGAAGUGAAGAGAGUUGUGUCGAGAGAAAGAUUAACAAAAAAAUUCAAACCGAGAUUAAGAAAGACAAACGAAACUCGAGGCGACAGUUGAAGCUGUUAUUGCUGGGGACGGGAGAGUCGGGCAAAAGUACUUUCAUUAAACAAAUGAGAAUUAUUCACGAAAAAGACUUUUCCGACGACGAGAAGAGGGCUUACAUUCGUGUCAUUCAUCACAACAUAUUAUCUGCGAUGCAAUCCAUUGUGAAUGCAAUGAAACUUUUGGAUAUUCACUACAAGUCCAGUGUUUGUCAAUUGUAUUCACAACUCAUUCUAAGCGUUGACUUUGAAUUGAUGUUUGUUUUAGACAAACAUAUCGUCGAUGCCAUCAAAGAGUUGUGGACCGACUUUGGAGUUCAGCAAUGCUUUAGUCGAAGAAAUGAAUACCAAUUGACAGAUUCGGCCAAAUAUUACAUCUCAGACAUCGAUAGGAUUACUGGCAGUGAAUAUCUGCCGACACAACAGGACAUAUUGAGAGCGCGGGCGCCCACUAAUGGCAUCAAUGAAUACACGUUUGUCUACGAAUCCAUUAUCUUCCGUAUGGUAGACGUCGGCGGACAGCGGAUUACUGGCAGUGAAUAUCUGCCGACACAACAGGACAUAUUGAGAGCGCGGGCGCCCACUAAUGGCAUCAAUGAAUACACGUUUGUCUACGAAUCCAUUAUCUUCCGUAUGGUAGACGUCGGCGGACAGCGGUCUGAACGUCGCAAAUGGAUCCACUGCUUCGAGAGCGUCACAUCCAUUAUCUUCAUUUGUGCGAUCAGUGAAUUCGAUCAGAUCUUAAGAGACGGAUCCAAUGAUAACCGCCUUCAAGAAAGUAAAGCUCUAUUCAAGACAAUUGUCACGUGCGAGUGGUUCCACAACUCGUCGGUAAUCCUAUUCUUCAACAAAUAUGACUUAUUUGAGGAGAAGAUCUGUUCGGCCACUCAUUUGGUGGACUUCUUC
Medioppia subpectinata is the source of this 993-nucleotide messenger RNA. The record is from the annotation of a GenBank genome assembly. NCBI's taxonomy places the organism in Eukaryota, Metazoa, Arthropoda, Arachnida, Sarcoptiformes, Oppiidae.